AUGGGUCCCAAUGAAUUAGAUUACGAUUUCGAUGAAAAGCUUCCAGUCUUAUUCAACGAAAAACAUUUAGAUCAUCUAAAUGAUAAAUUGUCUAAACUACCUCCAAAAAAAAUUCUUGAAUGGGCUAUAGUCUCUUUACCCGGAUUAUAUCAAACAACGGCCUUUGGUCUCACAGGCCUCAUUAUCCUCGAUAUGAUUUCUAAAAUCAGUUAUGAAUAUGCUGAAGAAUGUGCAGCAACACCACAACACUUGGUUCCUCUUAUCUUCAUUGAUACUUUACAUCAUUUUAAUGAGACUCUAGAAUUGGCUAAUCGUGCAGCUUCUCAUUAUCGAGCCCCAUUACAUGUUUAUAAACCACCAAAUUGCGAAACUGUUCAAGAUUUUGAACAACUUUAUGGCAAAAAAUUAUGGGAAACUGAUGAUGCUUCCUAUGAUUAUUUGGUCAAAGUUGAACCAUCAAGAAGAGCUUAUAAAGAAUUAGGUGUUUCAGCAAUUAUCACAGGUCGUCGUAGAAGUCAAAAAGGUGACCGUGAAAAUAUCAGAAUCUUGGAAAUAGAAAGUGGAACUGGCUUAAUAAAAUUGAACCCUCUAGCUUUAUGGGACUUUCCAACAGUAAAAGCUUAUAUUCGUGCAAACGAGGUCCCAUAUAAUCCAUUACUUGACAAAGGUUAUCGUUCAAUUGGAGACUGGCAUAGCACAAAACCUAUUAAUAGUGAUUCAUCUAAUGAACGUGAUGGAAGAUGGGAAGGAAAAACUAAAACUGAGUGUGGUCUACACAAAGAUUACUUUAAAAUGAGAGCCGCAUUCGUUGCUGCGCAGAAAAGAAGAUUAGCCGUCAAUGGCAAUAGUGAUUGA
Messenger RNA from Racocetra persica, 855 nucleotides. Lineage: Eukaryota; Fungi; Glomeromycota; Glomeromycetes; Diversisporales; Gigasporaceae. The record is from the annotation of a GenBank genome assembly.